Messenger RNA from Cyprinodon variegatus (sheepshead minnow), 1308 nucleotides. RefSeq names its product E3 ubiquitin-protein ligase RNF19A-like. The coding region runs from base 45 to 887 and encodes 280 amino acids. NCBI's taxonomy places the organism in Eukaryota, Metazoa, Chordata, Actinopteri, Cyprinodontiformes, Cyprinodontidae. The transcript has 5 exons. The record is from RefSeq and is a predicted model, not a curated record.
UCCUCUGAUCUGUGUCUUUGAACGCAGCGCGUCUAGAAGGAGAAAUGUCCAUCGAUGCUUCACCAUUCGCUGUGCUGGACAGAUUUUUGCAGCGAAAGAAGAUGGGAUCAGCUACAUCUACCAGCCCGGAGAAAUGUUACGAUCCCAAAGACACCUCGCUGAAAUUUGUGGAUGGGGAGGAUGAGCUGGACUUUUUGUGUGAAGGCUUCUCAUCACUAAGAGCGCAGAUGUCCUGUGGUCACGCUGUGACACCAACAUCUCUCACAAAAUGGUGUCUGAAGCAACUGGAAGAGGGACAAAGCAGGUUUGUGUGUGGCGUGUGUAAUGCUAGGUGGCACUAUGAGGAAGUUCAGAAAAUGGCUCUUCUUUCUCCUGAAGAACGGAAAUACUUCAAAAAAAUGAGGAGCCUCAAUGCUGCUGUUACCAGAAAAUGUCCUGGAUGUAUGUCCUCUGUGGCAAGACAAAAUGAAUUUAAUCUUUGUAUCGGCUGCAAAGUGUGCACAGCAAAGGAAGGACGUCCAUAUGAAUUCUGCUGGCAGUGUCUGAGGGAAUGGAAAGGACCAAAACCACGGAUAAGCCGCUGUGGGAAUGAAGGCUGCAGCAACACGUUGCUGCAAACUCUGCAAACCUGCCCAGAUAUCGUCUUCGACAAGGUGAAAGGAAUCACAGGGUGUCCUUCCAUCCGGGUCUGUCCCACCUGCGGAUCACUGCUGGAGCAUAAACGAAACCACUGCAAACACCUUACUUGUCCUCAGUGUAAGGUCAAGUUCUGUUUUGUGUGCCUGAAGACAUUUGCUGAAUGUUCAAGAACAAGCGGCAUUUCAGCACCGUGCUCCAGUGGUGUUGCUCCCAGACAGACAGUUAUCCCAGUGUGGAGAAAGAGUUAAAAUUUCUUCUGAGUUCUUCAUUUUUGUGACAUUACAUUCACCUUUUCCUGAAAGAACAACUGAGCACAAGUUCAUAGAUAGAAAGAGAUAAUAUUUCUAUCCAGAAAUAUGAGAACAUUAGAAACAAGCAAAACCAACUUCAGUGUAUUUACAAAAAUGUAUAAUGUAGCUUGUUCAGGACCAUGGACAGCAUACUGGAUUUUCACUUCACUGCAAAAGUAUUAAAACCCUGUGAACCACACCAUUCAAAUAUGCUAUUUUAUGUCAUAAACCAACUAGAUUUACUGCAGGAAUAUUGGAAGGAAAAUUAGCAGUAUAAUUUUUCUAAACCAGAAUUUGUCAAGUCUUUUUGUAAAAUGUGGAAAUGCGCUAAAUUUAUUUUCUUGCUUUUAAUGUGUACAAAAUAAUGCACAUACCUAAU